AUGGCAAUUCAGACUAUCACUUGGAUGAGCGCCUUCCUCUGCCUCGCGCAGGUUUUCUCGAUGCCCAUGCCUUGCCAGCUACAAGGACAGCUGGUGCGAACAACCCACAACCGACUGAGAGACAUGGGCGGUCAUUUUCUUCUGGAGUGCCUGCAGGAGAAUGUCUUCAUGGCAUUCCCAGCCAACUCAUUUGCAACCUCCGGGGCGCCACAGUUGAGCAGCAGUGCUGCUAAGGCUAUUUAUGAGACAUUGAAGAACAUCGACACAUUGUUCGGAACUGACGAACUGCCGACAAUGUGGGACCAACAGAAGUUGGAGUAUUUUCAGAACAUUAUCUACCGUCAGAUUGAAGAGAGCGAGUGUAUGAGCAGUGUGGAUACAAGUGAUUAUCCCAUCAGGGCAGAGGGCCUGAAGACAUACUUUGGGAACAUUGCAGCAGUUUUAAAAGAAAAGAAUUUCAGUUACUGCGCCUGGGAAGUGGUUCGAAAAGAACUCCUGUACACCCUAGAAUUCAUUCUGAAACACAACUCUGACAGCCUUCUGUGGUCCAACAGAACAUGAAUUUGAACUUGCAGAUCUUUUUUUACUAAUGUGUUUUACAAUUGUGCUUGAUUUUUAAAGCCUUCUAUUCUACAAUCAUGCAAUGUGCAAUGUCAAACAG
Molecule: messenger RNA, 661 nt
Organism: Oncorhynchus mykiss (rainbow trout)
Lineage: Eukaryota; Metazoa; Chordata; Actinopteri; Salmoniformes; Salmonidae
Source: RefSeq, a predicted model, not a curated record